This is a messenger RNA of Phanerochaete carnosa HHB-10118-sp, 1922 nucleotides long. RefSeq lists its product as uncharacterized. The transcript is spliced from 8 exons. Bases 34 to 1812 code for a protein of 592 amino acids. NCBI's taxonomy places the organism in Eukaryota, Fungi, Basidiomycota, Agaricomycetes, Polyporales, Phanerochaetaceae. Gene Ontology annotation, biological process: mRNA splicing, via spliceosome. Gene Ontology annotation, cellular component: U2 snRNP; precatalytic spliceosome; catalytic step 2 spliceosome. The record is from RefSeq and is a predicted model, not a curated record.
GCCGCAUUUGCUUCACGUCCCCUGCCGUUCAUAAUGGCCACAGCCGUCGCAACUCCAGUAUCUCUUGCCAACGGGACAGAUGGGGUGAAUGGCAUCGCGACCAAUGGUAGAACCAAGUCUAAGAACCAGCUCAGGCGGCUCAAGGCAAAACAGAAGAGGGCGGAGCAGUCGGUCACUCCCACACCCGAACCCAAUGGCGACGCGAAAGAGGAGAUAAAGCGGGAGGAUGAGGUUAUGGUUAUGAAUGUUGAGUACGUGUCUGAGCAGUUGGAAGUCAAAGGGACUGCUCUCGAAGCAUUCUCCGACGUCUUUGCACGCUUUCAGCUGCCAUCUGAAUCUGCCACGCAAACGCGAGACGGUGACCGCGCGAAGGGCGAGAUUAUUUACUCGGAUGACGACAUGGAGUCGGAGGGGGAUUCGGACCAAGAAGAGAAAAAGCCAUUGUCCAAAAAGAAGGCCCGCAAGAUGAACAGGCUCACCGUCGCCGAGCUGAAGCAGCUUGUCAAGAAGCCUGAAGUUGUCGAAUGGACGGAUGUCACCGCGGCUGACCCACGCCUUCUCCUUCACCUCAAGAGCUACCGGAAUACCGUCCCUAUACCCGCACACUGGAGUGCUAAGCGCGACUACCUACAGGGCAAGCGUGGUAUCGAGAAACCUCCAUUUCAACUUCCGUCGUAUAUCGCCGAUACGGGGAUUGCCACUAUGCGCGAUGCUAUCAAAGAGAAGGAAGCUAACAUGUCGUUGAAGGCCAAGACUCGCGAACGUGUCCAACCAAAGAUGGGCAAGGUCGACAUUGACUAUCAGAAAUUACACGAUGCCUUCUUCAAGCACAUGACGAAGCCGAAUGUCACAGGGUUUGGUGAGAUGUACUAUGAAGGCAAGGAAUUUGAGACGCAACUCAAGCACAAACGUCCCGGAGAGCUAUCACCUGAGCUUGUGGAGGCGCUCUCUAUCCCACCGCUCGCACCGCCGCCAUGGCUUAUCAGUAUGCAGCGCUUCGGUCCCCCGCCAAGCUACCCUACAUUGCGGAUACCCGGACUAAAUGCGCCUAUUCCCGAAGGUGCGCAAUGGGGUUUCCAUCCUGGUGGAUGGGGCAAGCCGCCACUGGAUGAGUAUAACCGGCCGUUGUAUGGCGAUGUCUUUGGCGUCCUACCCAAAACAAGUGAUGCUGAUCAAGGUGGCGAACCGGUCGAUCGGACACCGUGGGGAGAACUGGAACCGGAAGAAGAAGAAGAGUCGGAAUCUGAGGAAGAGGAAUCCGAAGAGGAGGAGGAGGAGGCUGAGCCAGCGCCACACGAUGGCGUGCAGACGCCCUCCGGCCUGGAGACGCCAUCAGGCAUGACGAGCGUCGUCUCGACAGUCGCCGGCGGACUCGAGACGCCUGACUUCCUUGAGCUGCGGAAGAACGCUGGUCGUGCGCCAAGCGAGGCGGCGGACAGCGGUCCCCGCUCGCUCUACCAAGUUGUACCCGAGAAGCAGACGUCGGUCCGGGGCCUGAUGGGCAGCGAGCGCGGGUACGACAUCAGCGCGGUUGCGAACACGAAUGCCGCCAUCCCUGUGCUCGGCGACGAGCGUGGCACAAAGCGCAAGGCGAACGGUGUGGAGAUCUCCAUCGACGCGUCGGAGCUCGAGGGUAUGUCGGAAGAGGAGCUCCGUCGCCGGUACGACCAUGCGGCGCGCGGGAGUGCGGGCGUACCUGGUGCGAACGGUCGGGAAGACUUUUCGGACAUGAUCGCGAAGGAGAUGGCGAAGAAGAAGCAGAAGAUGGAGCGGGACCGGGAGAACAGGAAGGAGAAGGACUUCAAGUUCUAGGAUCUUUGUGUCCUGCUUCUGUUCUGCUCGUGUUCUUCUCAUUGGCUCACGCUUCUCUGUGUAUCGUAGACUGCUUUUAUUAUACAUCGAUCACUAGGACAGCAUGCCCU